Molecule: messenger RNA, 6567 nt
Organism: Raphanus sativus (radish)
Lineage: Eukaryota; Viridiplantae; Streptophyta; Magnoliopsida; Brassicales; Brassicaceae
Exons: 10
Coding region: 126-6353 (2075 amino acids)
Cellular component (GO): nucleus
Molecular function (GO): metal ion binding
Source: RefSeq, a predicted model, not a curated record
UCUAUAGCCGGCGUUAUCGUGAUUUGCUUGCGUUCGCGAUUUUCAGCAGAAAGCAAAAGAAGAAAAGACGACGACGCUAUUUUAAAAAGAUCUGCAAUUUUUUUUUGUCUCGCGCAAAAUCAGCGAUGGAUUCAUCUUCUCAUUACAAUCCGAGUUACGGCCAAUGGAAUUCUCCUUACUCUCCUCAUCCUCAUCCCCCUCCUCCUCCUCCACUCCUUCCUCCGCCGCCUCCUCGCCAAUCUUAUCCCGAUAGCCCUAAUUUCUACGUUCCAUCGACUCAUAACGGCGGGCAGCGUCACGAUUACCAUCACUACUCUCAUCGCCAAGAUCUUCCUCCCAAUCCGGCGGUUGAUUAUCCGUCUUCCUACUAUCCGCCACCGCCUCAGCAACAACAACAACAGCAUCAUCCGCCGCCGCCGCCGCCUCAGCAACAGCAUCAACCAUACAUCCCUCAGCAAGUUAGCUACGAGUCUCAAAGGGUUUCGCAGCCGUCGUCGUCGUCGACUAUCCUCCCAUUCACGGAAACUCGAGAUGUCUCUCAGUCUGCUUGGGUUGGUGGUUACAAGGAUAAACGAGUUGAUUCGUGGACAGAUUCUGGUAGAAGCCGAUUGGAUCCGAGUCCAAGACGUGACUAUCAGUAUGACUACGGCCGCUCGGUUAGGGAUCCGAGUCCAAGACGUGGUUUAGAUGGUAGUUCUACUAGGUCUAGAGAUGAGUUUCGUAGUAAUACUGGAUAUGUGAGAAAAGAAUCUAGGGUAGAAGGGAGUUAUCAAGACCGUGGUCAGUUGAAAGCAGAGUCCGAUAGGUGUUUUAGGGGUCUAGAUGAAGGUAAUAGGAGUCUAGCUUCGCGUGUUGGUUACGGUAGUGAUCGGUAUGGUGUUACGGUGAGUCGUGAUGUGGGUAGGUCAUCUGCUGCAAGUCAUGAAGGGACUAGAAACCAGAGGUUGGAUGAAGGGAGGAUUCUCUAUCCCCGGAAAAAGGAUGAGUACUAUCAAUCCGAGGUUGAACAGUAUUUUGACCGUGGAAGGGGAGAGGAGAGCAGUGAAUCGAAUCGAACACCCAGGAAACCAAUGCAGAAGAAGAGUGCUCUGCUUAGGCUUGAAACUCCAAGAAACCAUCAGAAGGGUAGAGAGAAUGGUCGGAAUCAUAGUAACUAUAAUGGGAAAAGGUUUAACUCCAACUCGUUUAGGGGUAAAGAACAUUUGGGUCGUUCUGAUCGUGGAUUGGUGGAGAGGCAAAGAGAGAGAACUCCAGUCGAUCUUGAUGUUUCAUUUGAAUCGAAUCUUCUGGUAGCUAAGCCUAUAGCAUCACCUGCCAGUGCAGGCAUCCACCCAAGCCGGUCUGUGACACCUCGGUCUAUUAAAGCUAGAAGAGCAUUGGUGCCUGAUAAAAGUGAGAACCCUUCUGUAACUGAAGGAAAUGGAAAGAGAACACUAUUUUCAGAUGAGGCGUCGGUUUCUGAAGGCUCCAGACCAUCGAAAAGGCAAAAUAUUUCAUUUGUAAUUGAAAAGAAACCUGAUAAUCACUCAACUCACUCUUCCAGCGAUGCUGAGGGUAUGAACAACGUCAGCUUUGUUGAUGGUAUCGUUCAGGAUUGUAAAGUUAAAAUCACUGAUAGAGGUCCUGAAGCUUUAACUCGUGAUAGUGAAGCAAAAAUUCGUAGUACUGUAGAUGCUGCAGAAAAGAUCUCUAGUUUUUGUGAGGCUUUGAAAGAGACCAAUGAUGACUCUAAUGUCGAACAUGAUAGCAAUAUGGGGGCUUGCUCCACUCAAAAAGAUGUUAUUGAUGGAGACAAAAGUAUGUUGAAGUCUCAAGAUGUGCUGGACAGAACUGGUUGUAAUGCUGGUGAAGCUCUUCCGCUGAAGGUCAUGGAGAUGGAAGACAUUGUGAAGGCGAGUACCAAUAGGUCUCCUACACAAUUACUUCUACCAUUGUCAACAGCCGCUGAUAUCUCUGAGUAUUCUGAAGCAGUAAUUCAUUUUGUUCGUAAGUCCAUGUGUAGUGUUGAAUCACAUCCUUGCGAAGAUGUGGAUAUGGAUUGUUCACCAUCAAGGAAUGCACCAAUGGAGGAGGUAAAUACAGGGUUUGAAGAAAGGACAUUCAUUGGCUCAUCAGUUGGAUCUUUAAGCUAUGUGGAUAAAGAUUUGGAGAAGUCAUCUCGAGACGCAUCCAUCUAUUUUAAUAGUGAAAACCCUGGUGAUCAGGCGACGGCGAAGUUAGAUAUUGGUGGUAUUGAGGAUGGCAGCGAUGGGAUUAAUAAGAAUGUAGAUUCCUUGUCUCCUGAAAAUGACUGCCGUAGGGGUCUAGUUUCCUCUGAAAUUCCUAGUGUUUCUACAGAGCUUGCUAAUGCAAAUAAUAGUAUUUCAGGGGAUCUUGCUAAAGCUCACAGUUCUACCAUUGGUCCAUGUGCCAAUACCAUAGUCGACUCACCUGAUAUGAGUGAAAGUAAAAAUCUUACUCAUUGUGAAAACACGGUCAACCCAUCAGUUGAGAAUGGUAGCAGAAAAGAAUCCAUGGAAACUACGCCUCUCAGUAGUAUUGCAGAAACGGCUGAUAAUCUGAACAGCGAUGACGGUAAAGAAGCCUGGGUAAAAGGUAUUUCUUCAUCUCUUUGGAAGGUCGAUGUAAAGGGAUCAUUAACUGCGUUGCCUGAGGAGAGUACUGAUGGCUAUUCACGUAUUGAUGAAUCAGAUUUAGCUAUGUCAGUGAGUAUGGAAAAUGUAAGUGCCGAGAGACUUCCGCCUGAUGAAGGCCUUGGUUUAGCAUCUCAUCAUCCUGCAGAAAAUCCUUCUGUUGAUCAGUUAGGUGGUUCAAAUAUUAGAAGAUUGAAAGCUUGUUUACCGGUGCCAAAUGUUUCUCCAAACAAAGAUACCACUGAUGGUUCAAGCGAGGGGCUUGUUCAGCUAGACGUUAGCCAAAAUGAUUCUACUUUUUGUGGUAAUUUACCUAGCUCGCCUGCAUUGGUAAUUGAAACAAACCCUGCAGUUGGAAUUAAUGGCAUGUCUGCUAAUGAAACUGUUACUAGUGUUGAAUCUGGUUCGCACGAAAGUCAACCAUGUUCAACUGUAGGCAAGUUCUUGCCUGAAGAUCGUCGUGGAUGUGGAUCAUCUGGUGCAUUUGGUUCUGUCGGGAUUCUCGCUGUGAAGAAAAAUCUGGAAGAGGAUCCUUCAAGGGUUAGUGCUUGCUUAGUAUCAGAUAAUUCUGUUAGUCAAUGUCAUGUUUCUCCCUUGAUGGCAAUGAAUGAGCAGAUACAAAACAAAGAAUCUAUUCAAACUAACUACAGUGAAUCUCAAGGUGGCAUCAUGCAUGAGGAAAAUUAUUUUGCUGAGAACAUUGCUAUAGAUACUAAAGAAGGGAAAACAAACCCUUCUGGUGGAACUUCGAAUUGCAGAGCUCCGGGAACUGAUAUUGUUGCUGUAACUGGGGAUUCAAUGUUUUCAUGUAAUUCUUUAUCCAGCUCACCGGGGCAGAGCUUGGGGCAGAUACCGAGUGAAAUUCAUGUUGCUGCUACAGUUGAUGAAACUUACAAAGAUAAACAGGAAGCCAAGCAUUCUGGUGGUACCAGUGAGUACAGAACUCAAGGAGCUGAUAUUGUUUCUUUUAGUGGGGAUUCAGUUCAGUUUGAUUCUCCAUCCCACUCUCCAAAGCUGUACAGACAGAUACAGAGUGAAACUCAUGUUGCUUCGAUGGUUGAUGACUCUAACAACUAUAAAGAGAAAGCAAAGCCAUCCGAUGGAACCACCAAGUACAGAACUCCGGAAGCUGAUGAAACAUCUGAUGUUGGCGGUCAAAAGAACUGCUCACGGAACAGUAUCAAAACUGAAAUAUUUGAUGGUGAAGCAUUGUCAGCUGAUGGAAAAGUUUCUGGAACUGAAAUUCUUGGUGAUUCAGAUGUUCAUCUGUCAAGAUCGCACUCACAUGCAGAUGUUAAAUUUGCAUUGACCCGUGUUAACGGUCAUGUAAAAUCUGUGCCAGAUCGGGAUCCCCAAAAUAAGACAUCUUUGAGCUCUAGGUAUGAAUUAGAAAAGAGGAAAAAGAAAUCCAGUUACUCUACUCAGAAAAGUUAUCCCCAUUCCCUGCCUUUUGUGUCUGACACUAAGAAAAAUGCUAACCCUCCCAAUAAGCAUCACACUUGGCAUCGAAAGCCCAGUCCUGCUGCCUCUUCUUUUGUUGCCGCCAAGCCUUUGGCGUCUACUUUGUCUACACAACAGAAGUUUCCCAUAGUGACUGCCCAAUCUAGUAAUAGUUAUGUACGUAAAGGGAAUAGCCUUCUUCGAAAACCCCCGUCUCCUGGUGUUACCCUUGGACUUCCUUUAUCUGCUAUCCAGUUAAACCGUAUAGAAAACAAAAGCACAGGAUCUGCCAGUAGGGUUGAUGUAGGUAAUGCUUCUUUUCUUGUUAAAGCAGGAGUACUACCCACUCUUGAGAAGCAGUCAAAGCCUCCCUCAGACAGCAGCACCUCCAAAGUAUCAAAUGCCAUUGUUGCUCCUUCAGGAAAAUGUGCGUUAUCUUACAGCAUGGAUCACCUCACCACUGGUUUACCUGAGUCUAUCAUGGAUUCUGCUACAUCUGGAGAAGCUACUGUUUCGCAUUCUGGUGGAGAUACAUCCAAGACAUCUGACACACCGAUUCAGACAGAUUAUGCCUCAGAUUGCCAGCAAAAGAAAAUUCCUCCUAAAUUGGAUUCUUCAGAUUUGAAGAGAACGGUAUAUGUCAAAAGGAAGGCAAAUCAGUUGGUUGCAGCUUCAGAUAUUCAUGGUACAAGUAGGAGCCAGAUUCCUACCUCUGAUGCCUACUUCAAGCGAAGUAAAAAUCAGCUAGUAAGGACUUCCGAAAGCCGUGUCAAUCACUCACCUGAUGAUCCAUUAGUAUCACGAGCAUCUGAUACCACGGUUUCGGAAAGACCAUCUACCUCAGCAUUCUCCGACUCUGCUGUCACGAGACCAUAUAAGCGGUCAAAAUUUUCUCUGGUUUGGACGCAAAAUGAUCCACAGUCAGGGUUGCACUCAAGUCACAUGCGCUAUCGGAGGAUCUUGCCACAACUUGUUCCUUGGAAAAGAGUGACAUACUGGAGAAGAUUAAUGAAUUCAGUCUCCGCUUUGCGAAAUGGUUCCUUUUCCAACAUCAGCCAAAAGGUGUCAACGAUGAGGAAGAGACAUACUGUGUACACAAGAUCAACUAACGGGUAUUCACUUAGAAAAUCAAAGGUCUUAAGUAUUGGUGGGUCGCAUUUAAAAUGGUCCAAGUCCAUUGAGAGAGACUCGAGAAAAGCUAAUGAGGAAGCCACUUUGGCUGUGGCUGCAUUUUCAAAGAAAGAAAAUGAAAAGCAUUCUGGACAAAGUAGUACUAGGAAGACGAGCAGAAACCAUCUGGCACGGGAGCGCAUUUUCAGGUUUGGUUCCCUUCGCUAUAAAAUGGACUCUUCAAGGCGAACUCUUCAGAGAAUAUCUGAUGAAGAUUCACCGUGCUCUGGACCUACUGAAAAUGGGAAAGGCGCAAAAAGACCGUUCAUCCCAAAGAGAUUGGUGAUAGGCUAUGAAGAAUAUGUUCGUGUGGGAAACGGUAACCAGCUUGUCAGAGAUCCAAAGAAACGAACCCGCGCGUUAGCAAAUGAGAAGGUCAGAUGGAGCCUGCACAAUGUCCGGUUGCGGCUGGCUAAGAAGAAGAAGAAGUACUGCCAGUUCUUCACAAGAUUCGGGAAAUGCAACAAAGAUGACGGAAAAUGUCCCUAUGUUCACGACCCCUCGAAAGUUGCAGUUUGCACCAAAUUUUUGAAUGGAUUGUGUGCGAAUGAAAAUUGCAAAUUGACUCACAAGGUCAUUCCCGAAAGAAUGCCUGAUUGUUCUUAUUUUCUGCAAGGCCUAUGCAACAAUGAGGCGUGUCCAUAUAGGCAUGUGCAUGUCAACCCGAGUGCUGCUAUAUGUGAUGGGUUUUUGAAGGGAUACUGUUCAGACGGAGACGAGUGUCGGAAGAAGCAUUCCUACACCUGCCCAGAUUUCGAAGCCACUGGAUCAUGCUCUCAAGGAUCGAAAUGCAAGCUCCACCACCCAAAGAACCAAGGCAAAGGAAGAAAGAGGAAAAGACCUAGCGAGCCAUCGGAGAAAAAUGCCCGUGGGCGUUACUUUGGCUCACUUCAGAAACUCUUUUCCGAGUCUGAGCCAAUGGUAGUGGAAAGACGUCCUGCUGAGAGUGAGCAUUUUGGAACAGAAGGCCUCGAGUUUAUAUCCCUUGGCGCUACCGAGUAUGAAGCCGGUGAUAACACUGAUCAAGCCACCGAGCAAUCUAUCUCCAGUGAGAGUGAAGAACGUGCUUCGAUAUACGAUCUAAUCAGACCAGUAGCUUUGAUGCGGUAAGAAACAGGUAUCAGUUUUUUGUUUGGUCGGAACACAAAGGUAAGCUUUCGUUGUUUGAAAGACAAACUACAGUCUUCUGAUACUUUUUGUUUGUAUUUUAGUUAGGUAGCUUUUUGUUCUUUUCUAGAUAUACUAUACUUUAUACGGAGAAGAAUUGUAUAUAUAUUUCUGUAACUGAUCCAAAAAUUGGAAUACAUUUGUUUUCGGUGUUCUC